CUAGGUGUACGACACGGAUAUACCGGUUCUCUUUCAGAACGUCCACUCUCUCUCUCGCUCUAAAGCCGCAGGCCGCAGGCGUCCAUUCCUUAGAUUAGGUACAUACAUACACACACUCCUUACUAUCGUUCGGUCAUUUUGAGAAUAACUCUGCCCCCUCCCUGCGAGUAUUCGGGGUAUACACACAGUACAUCAUGCGUGCUUUCUUCAACCUAGCCGUAGCUGUUGCUACGGCCUUCGUCGCCCAAACCAUCGCUGCUCCGAUUGUUGCUACUCCGGGGUCUAAGAUGGAUCUGGUUAUCACUGAUAAAAACACACUUAACAGCACACACAUUCCCGUUAUAAAGUCUGGACAGAGGGUCCAGUCUAACGCGCUCAAGAUAUCUCUUGUCAACAACUUCGGCGGCGGAAAACUAAAUGUAUACGUGUCGGGCAAAGAUACCAAUGGUGCUAAUAUUAUGCUCUCUGCGAAUGGAUCUUGGUAUUACCCCGACCCUGCUGGUAGCAAGGUUCCAGUAGCAGUAAAAGGAAAUGUUGCUCUCCCGAUGAAAGCUAAAGGUCAGACUACCGAGUUCACGCUCCCCGACUACAUCAGCUCUGGCCGCAUAUGGAUUGCCGAAGGUAACCUUCAGUUCUUCGCCGUUGUUGAUGGAAAUGGACAAGUUCAGCUAGUCGAGCCGUCGGCCGCCAACCCGAGUGACCCUUCAGCGGCUGUGAACUGGGGAUUCGUCGAGUUAACCAACACGGAGAAGGGAGGCAUCUACGCCAACAUCUCCUUCGUCGAUUUCGUCGGUCUAGUCAUGGGUAUGACCUUAAAACUCGGCAGCGGCGAGACUCAAACAGUCAAGGGUCUUCAAGGGAACGCCAUCUCCUCCAUCUGCUCAGACCUGAAGACACAGGCGGCUGCGGAUGGCCAGCCAUGGGACAAGUUGUGCAUCACGGACUCUAAGGGAAAACCGCUGCGCGUCCUCGCUCCUAACCUAUACCUAUCCAUUGACCCUACUGCCAUGUCGACCUACUACAACGACUACAUCAACAAAGUCUGGACCAAGUACACCAGCCAAGACCUAACCAUCAACACUCAGGCCGCCGCCGGUAAUGUCACCUGCCGCGCUAGUGGCAACAAAAUGUCUUGCAAAGGAGACAACCGCGCGUACCCUAAGCCUACCAUGAUCGAUAUCUGGGGCUGCAACUCGGGCCCGUUCGGCAUCCAAGAUGGCGACAACGACGUCCACCGUGCCGUGGUUCCCCGCCUCUGCGCCGCAUUCUUCCGUAGCACGCUUCUGCUCGACGGCGGUAACCUCCAACCAGGUCUCGGCCAGGACAAGUACUACACUACGAGCCCCACGAGCCACUACGGGCGCAUCGUGCACAAGUACGAGACCGACAACAAGGGCUACGCCUUCUCCUACGACGACGUCAACCCCGAUGGCCAGAACUCGGCCGGCGUCGUGGCAGGCCUUAACCCUAACACUCUUCAGCUCGCUGUUGGUGGAUUUACUUCCUAAGGAGACCAAUCUUCAACGAUGAGAGUUGAAGAAAAAGGGGUUGGUAUCUUGGCAUAGAUACCAGCCCCUGAACUCAUCAUGGCGACAGUCAUGAAUCCGCAAUUGUAUAUAGCACCUUUUUCAUGUAUAUAUUUUUCUGUCAAUAGCAUUUAUGGGAAUCUGGG
This is a messenger RNA of Annulohypoxylon maeteangense, 1672 nucleotides long. RefSeq names its product glycoside hydrolase family 64 protein. The transcript has a single exon. Bases 195 to 1508 code for a protein of 437 amino acids. NCBI's taxonomy places the organism in Eukaryota, Fungi, Ascomycota, Sordariomycetes, Xylariales, Hypoxylaceae. The record is from RefSeq and is a predicted model, not a curated record.